This is a messenger RNA of Tachysurus vachellii, 2903 nucleotides long. It is a transcript of the gene tspan7, whose product is annotated as tetraspanin 7b. Bases 82 to 831 code for a protein of 249 amino acids. The transcript has 8 exons. The record is from RefSeq and is a predicted model, not a curated record. Gene Ontology annotation, cellular component: membrane. Lineage: Eukaryota; Metazoa; Chordata; Actinopteri; Siluriformes; Bagridae.
UGUGAGACCGGCAGCACUGAGAGAGGCCGCAGCUCGCGCAGGGGAACGAGAGCAGCGCGCGCACCGCCCGUUCACUGUAGUAUGGCAUCGAGGAGAAUGGAGACCAAACCCGUGAUAACGUGUCUGAAAACCCUGCUCAUCGUCUACUCCUUCGUGUUCUGGAUCACGGGGGCCAUCCUCCUGGCUGUAGGACUAUGGGGGAAGUUCAUGCUCGGCCCGUACAUCUCCCUGAUCGCUGAGAACUCCACCAACGCACCGUACGUCCUCAUCGGCACCGGGACCACCAUCAUCGUCUUCGGGCUGUUCGGCUGCUUCGCCACCUGCAGGGGGAGCCCAUGGAUGCUCAAACUGUAUGCGAUGUUCCUCUCGCUAGUGUUCCUGGCUGAGCUGGUGGCUGGCAUCUCUGGGUUUGUUUUCCGUCACGAGAUUAAGGGCACGUUCCUGAGGACCUAUAACGAAGCUGUGCUGAACUAUAAUGCACAGGAUGAAAGGAGUCUGGCUGUGGAUAACGUUCAGAGGAGUCUGCGUUGCUGUGGUGUGUUGAACUACACAAGCUGGUUCAAUAGUGUUUAUUUCCCCACUAACGGAAUUCCCCCCAGCUGCUGUGCCAACGUGUCUGACUGCAACCUCUCAGACCUGCGCAAUGUCACCAUAGCGACUGGCAAAGUGCACCAACAGGGCUGUUAUGAGUUGGUGACUUCCUUCAUUGAGACUAACAUGGGCAUCAUAGCUGGAGUGACGUUUGGCAUCGCCUUCUCACAGCUCAUCGGGAUGCUGCUGGCAUGUUGUCUGUCCCGGUUUAUCACGGCUAAUCAGUACGAGAUGGUGUAACAGAGUGGCCGUAGGAAGGUGUGAAGAGGGCAUAACAUCAUUUCAGAAACCUGGGGAGGAAACCCAACAUACUAGCACACUCCAGUCUUCUCUUCUUCUUCUUCUUCUUCUUCUUCUUCUUCUUCUUCGUCUUCUUCUUCUUCUUCUUCUUCUUUCCUUCUGUCUUUCUUUUGUCCUUCAUUUUUUCCUCUGCCUCGCUCUUUCCUGGUAGUGUAUUAUUCUUAACUGUGCAUUUUGUGUGCCAGCUUUCUCUUUCAGAAAUCCUUAACACACACACACUCACACACACACACACACACACACACACACACACACACUUCGCUCUGUACAAAGCCAUGCAUGUUGAAGCAGUUCCACUUAAAACCCACCUGCGUUUUUACCUGAACUUUAACAGACGUCGGUGCGUCGUAGCUGUAGUUCUUUGUCCGAUAAGGUUUUAAGAACAAUAAAUCGAAAUAAAUAUGAUGAAAGUAAUAGUAGUUUUUUCGUUGUCGUCGUUGCUGUACGUACUCUGUAGUGACGUCUUCGGAGGAGAAAGUUUACGUUUCUUUCCAUCUUGCCGCCAUUUUCCGAGUGCCAUAUUUUAAAACACCCGCCGGAGCUGUACAGAGUUUUUGUGCUCGUGUUGCCAUUCAGAAGCUCGUCCAGUCUCAGCGCUGCGGCUGUAGCUGGUGUGUGCUAGCAGGAUGGUGACGUGCGAAGGUAUAACGCUGUAACGCGUAAAAAUCUGACGUUUUCUUUUCGGUCCAAGAUCACUGCAGAAAAUAAAGUGCUCAGAUACGUAUAAGAUCUCCACAGGCAUGAGAGUGGUGUGUGUUCGACUGAGCUACCGAGACGCUGGAUUCUUCUAUGGUGAGACGUCCAUUCAUACUGCUGGCUCGGACAUUAGCAUGUGCUGUCUUUAGCUUGCCGUAAGUUCGACUAAUCAGGAUUAAAAACAAUGAAUUUUCUUCUGCAGGACAAAUGAGUUGCUACAUAGAGCUACAUAGACAUUAAUAUCUAAGACAUUAAUAUUGAAGUUUUUUUUAAGGUGGAUGUUUCUCCACCUUAAUCCAAGCUACAUAGAGCUACAUAGACAUUAAUAUUUAAGACAUUAUAUCAAACACUAGUGGAUUUUAGUUCCUGUGUUAAACACUCGGGCAUUAAAAUUACAGUCAGAAACGUUUGUUUGUUAAGAUGCCGAUGAGGAUUAAAUUCAACAGAAAAGUUUCAUGUAUGUUUUAAUUGACAUGAAACAAAAGGACCUGGACAUUUUGUGUGUGUUCACGUGAAGCAACUAAACUGGAAAUCUCUCGGUUCGGAAAUAUUUGCUAGUGAAAAAUUUUUCCGAUAAUUGAAUCGGAUCACGUGGCGUUGGCCAAGCUGACGGUCGGAGAAAACGGUGUGUGUGGAGUUUUCAUCGCCUGGUCAAGCGUCACCACACUGGCAGCUUUUUGAGUCAGUCAUGAGACUGAAACCAUCACGUAAUUUUCCACACCAAAACUGCUGAGUCUAAUUCUGACGUGAAACCACACGAGUCGCUUCCCAGCACACAAACAUGCUAGUGAGCAAUUUAUCUAGUUAACAACAAGCCUGCAGGUCAAAAAUCUAGGAUCUAUUUCAGUUCCAUUUUACGCUAUAUGAGAUACGCUAGUGAGCAAAUGUGGCUAGUCCGACGUUCUUGCGCUUCUUGAACUCGGCCGUGAUCUCGGACCGAACUCUGGCGUCUGAUAGUGUUCAGGUUGCCGGCUCCGCUUUUAAAAUCUGUGUUUGUGACAUUUUCAGUUUUGUUUUUGAUAUUCUUUCUGGUUUGUUUAAGAUUAAUAUGACGAUGUAACGACUUGUGUUCUAUAACGAAUUAUGCUUUUUACAGCCUCCCCUAGUCUCGGUGAGUCAUUACAGUAUUAAUUAGCGGAUAAAAGCGAUCAGAAGUCUGUGAAAACCCGGACAAGACAAACGGAUAGUGACACUUUGUAUAAUAAAAAUUUUUAAAAACGCAUCACCAGCUAGCAUGUGAGCAAAAAUGAUCUGUUAGUAUUGUAAACAACUGUGAUAUCUGUUAAUAAAAUGGUUCUUUCAUCGUUAACACCUAA